Blepharisma stoltei is the source of this 687-nucleotide messenger RNA. The record is from the annotation of a GenBank genome assembly. Lineage: Eukaryota; Ciliophora; Heterotrichea; Heterotrichida; Blepharismidae.
AUGGAGCAAGGGCAAGAGAUAAUUAAAGAACAAGAAAUAGAAGAAAAGCAAGAAAAUGAUAAAAAAAAUAAAAGAAAUUCAGGAAACCAAACCAAAUUUAUUCUAUUAUGUUUGAUCGGAUUGCAAGCUCUUUCUGUCUAUUUCAUUUUUACAUCAUCGGACUUUGAAAAUAAGCUCGUUUGGUACGCAAUUGCUUUUGUAAUUCUUACGUGCGCAAAUGCAUUUCACACUUAUUUUAACACUUCCAAAUUUACUAUUAUUAUUUUUGCAGCAAUAUUUACUUUCGAAGUGGCCUCCUUUGAAUUUGUGAAAAUUCCAUAUCAAGCUACUCAUUUAGCAUAUGCAUUUUCAAGCAAUAAGCCAUUUUCGUCUAAAUAUCCACCAUGCAUUGAAGUAGUUCAAGAGUAUCAGAUUUUAGAAAAAAAAAUUUUAGAUAGUAAUUAUCCUGUCAUCAUAGAUGGAAUUCAUGGUAUUGGAAAAUCAACAUUCCUUAAAUGGUUUGCGACCAAAUAUGACUAUGUGUUUUAUUUUGAGAUUAAGGAGGAUAAUUUAAAUUUUUCUCAAUCGUUUAUUCGAGAUGUAUAUUCCAGAAACGAAUGAAACCCUUUUUAUGUUUAUAUGAAGUUAAUUUUCAACUUCAAACCUUCAAACUUUGAAGAGUUACAAGAACUCUUCGCGUGAGGUUAA